Molecule: messenger RNA, 3870 nt
Organism: Mitosporidium daphniae
Lineage: Eukaryota; Fungi; Microsporidia
Exons: 7
Coding region: 1-3870 (1289 amino acids)
Source: RefSeq, a predicted model, not a curated record
AUGAGCUUGCUUUCGAGAAAGCCAUUUCAACGUGUGUUUAGAAAUUUAUGUGUUUUGAUGCUCACUAUCUUUUUGUUUUACGUUUCAUCGGUGGUUGUUAGCGUUGCAAACAUGCCACGUGAAACGAUUGAGCUUAUAGCGACGUUGGGUCGAUACACGAUAAAAAAUCAAAAUAUCGAAAUACUCUCCGCAUGCGUUGUGCUCUAUAAGCCUAUACUUGAACUUCUACCUGUUACCAUCGAUGCCAGCGUAGAUAUUGCCACUAAAAUUUUUUAUAGCACGAAUUAUAAAAAUGAUAAAAUCUCCCCUACGUGGUAUAUCAUUAGACGGUGGAUGAAAGAGUACUUUGACCCCGGAGGACUCAUCAARGGGAUUGAUGUCGUCUCUGCUCUACCGAUGAGAUGUAGCCGAGGCUCACCUUUCGAAUCGUACGAAGGAGGUCGUCCAGUUUUUCAAAGUCCAGAGAGACCUCAGACACCUGGCUCGACAUGUUCAAUAAUUAGCAAAUUCUGGGUAGAAGCAACAAACGAAGAAAGAAAGAAAGAAAGGGAAUUUAUUUUAAUUUUAAAUUCAAUUUGCAAUGGGGGGCCUUCUUGGUUAGUGGGGCCAUUUUUAUCUCCCUAUAGCACGGAUCAAGAGGCUGCUGAUAAAUCCAGAAAAUCAGGGCAAUCGCACUCGAUCGAUCUUCAUUUGUUCUUCCAGACGAAUGCCAUAGACGGAAAGCAACUCUUGUGGCAAUCUCCUUCAGCGCCAUGGGCUCAAAUCAUGUGGACAGCUUUGUCAAUCCAUUUGUUGCCACUAAGCGCCAAAGUUGUGUCGCUUGCUAUCAAGUUUGUAAAAUGGCUGAUUGUAGGUGCGCGUGGUGGAAAAUACCCUCUAUGCUCUUCUGUGGCCAUUGAUCUGGUUAUCAACCAUGGAUAUCCCAAAACCAAGGCGAGUAAGUUUCGCCAUCACUUACAAAGGCGUUUGUUACCAACUAUUUUGGAGGCAUGCAGAGCCAGGCCCACCAGUUGGGCGGGUCCUUUAAAAGCUUUCCGGGUUUGCUUGGGAUGGGCUAUAAAAGGAGAGCAACACGAGAAACCUCACAUGGCAAAAAUAGAGAAGCUUCUUACGGCCCUUCCACUGCUCAUGCUGCUUGUCAUUAGCAUUAGUGCCCAUGCCGGUUUCAAUGGUUUGAUAUUCCCAAAACCUCACCCGAUAGAUUAUCAGUCCCAGUACCAAAGCCAGCCAAUCCAGCCGAUGGGAGAUCAAUCUCAGGCACAGCCAACCCAGGUCAUUAAUGACUCCUUUCAAACUUACCCGAUGAAACAGGGCUACACAUCCUCAUGCUACACCACACAAACGGUCCUAGAGACACAAACAUUCUAUCAGACGAUCACAAGCACCGAAAUGGAAACGAAAACGUCGGUCGCUGUUUUCACUUCAGUUUUCUUCGAAACAUCAACAGUCUCUGUGACGGUGACGGAAACGGACACAGAGACUUCGGUUGUCCCCAUUUCAACGACCAUUGAAGUUCCAACUACCACGAUGAUACCUGUAAGCAUCCCCAUCUCCCAAACGGUUCUACUGACAGAGAGCAUCCCAGUCACCGAAACUAUCCCCAUCACGACGGCUAUUCCAAUCACGGAGAUAAUUUCUGUGAUGGCCUCCACAUGCCCCGAUGUCAGUCCGGUUUCUUCAACUGUUCCAAACGGACCUUUGGGCCCACAAGGAGGUCAAAUCUACUUGAGUGGCUCAGCUCUGCCAACGAUCCCUAUUUCGCCCCAGGAAGUACCAUAUCAACAUGCACCUACGAGCGUACCAAUGGGAGGCACGGACAUGCCAACGACGCCCAUUGACACGUUUGGCGGUCAGUUAACGAUGCCCACGAGCGCCCCAAGCGGUCAGCCGACAGUGGCGUUACCCCCGCUCACGCCGCUAGAGCUGCGGGUCGGCAUUUUUUCAAAACGAUAUGCUGACAUCACUGCAGAGGCCGAUCGUGGCAAGAUUUGUCUCCUGCAGGCCCCAAAUGGUUUGAUAUUAGUCCAACUAAAGCCUGGAACAUCGCUUUCCGGCCCUCUGUUGAUAGCGGAGGAACAGAUCCUGAAGGGAACAGAGGCCAUUCCGCUCACCGAAUCAAUUUCGUUCAAGUUGCCACCAGGAAAAUAUCGCGUUAUCGAGGUACAGGGCCAUCGUUUUGAGAGAAACAAAACCGACACGAGCAUUGAUUUUACCGAGUGUACUCAAGCUACUGGCCCUAUUGAGGACUCUCGUAAUGACCUCACAAAUGGAGAUCAGCGGAAUUAUACCGGUGAUCAAGGAAAUGCCGCGGCACAGGCGCAAAAACUUAUGUCAUCCCUGAUGUGGGAUUGUUCCAACAGGCCCUUGCAAGUUUAUCAUUUCUCGUUUAUCGUAGAUUUGGACCAGCAUGCCAUUUAUAUGGCGCCUGGGUUCAGUCUUUCUAUGGCGCUGGCUGCUGCAACUUUAGGAGAUCCUACUAUGGAUCCUGUGGUCAUCGAGGUGCAGGAGCAUGCCCGGCUAUGCGCCGCGUUUGCGUAUUUUGAAGCUUCCCAUUUUCAGGGUAAAGCGUCCAUACACGAAGCGGCAGCAAAAUUGGUCGUCCAAAUGACGCUUUCUCACAGCCUUUUUUGCGCUCCUGAUCUCGUUUUUCGAUAUUUUCUACAAAGAGAAAGUAGUUGCCCGGAUAUCCCCAUAUGGGCUCCCCUCUUCGCAUCUGUUGGCGUGAUUCUCUGGUUGGAGAAGAAUGCCAUUGAAGAGGCCCAAAUAUACCUCAGCGAGGAGAUCUCUUUUUGGAAACGCGCAUUUUUUAUCUCAUGGGAUGUUCUGGUAGCGCUUUUGCGUCUGUGCAAAAUCACUGUCGAUGAACAAUCCUCGGCUAGGGGCCGUCCAAUUUUUCCUGAAAAUGCUGUCCGUAGUCUCCUGGGAAUAAAAAUAGGCUCUGGAAGGGCACUCUCCUUACUUUCAGAGUGGAUUUCGCUGCUACUCAACAUCACCGGGGAAGCGGGAAUCUCUUCUCAUAAUUUUGAGAUCAAUGCACCUGCCUGUACCCCGGAUGCAGACUCUUCAAGUGUAUUACCAUGUGCAAGUGUCUCAAAUCUUUACACGAACCAUAAAACCUUCGAUAUUGAUCUUGGUUUUUCAGAAGAUCAUCCUGAACAGCCAUUGCGGGCACUGAUGGACGCAUUAAGGGGCGAGCGAGCGGUAAACCCCUUGACCACUUGUGGGAUGGAUGCUAUUAUACGAGCAAAGCUAGAAACAUUGGUCCAACUUUCGGAAAGCCCAAUUAACUUGGCGAAAGCGCCAUGGUUUCCCUUUUGUUUUUCUGACCAGUCGCUAUGUGCGUUAUCUUCCUCUCCGGCCUACGAUUUGCCGACGCGGUCUCUGCUUUAUCUUAUAUUAUUAAAACUGGGAAGUGUGCUCCCCAGCGUUGAGAAGGAAAUCCUUACGAUUUAUUGCAUCCAAGAGUCAAAGCGUGUCCGUUUGUUAGCCAAGUUUUUACAGGCGAACUAUAAAGGCGAUUCAUGGAUUUGGGAAAUGGUGGCUCUUGACUUUUUCCGUACGUUUGUUAGGCUUGGGAUUGUCAAGGGCACCGAUUCACCAUAUCGCAACAAAUACGCACGAAGCGUCUUUCUCAAGCUGAAGCGCAUGGAUUCAGUCUUUUUUUGCAACAGCAAUGAUAUGCCAUCGAUUCAGGGCAGUGCCACCUCUACUUUGAUUGGAGAAUGUGAAAGCAAAAAAGAUCUUCGAGAGGUAAACAGAGUUGAGCCGCAGUCCAACUUGCACACGAUUUUGUCGACCAUUGGAUACUUAGAAGACAGAGCUCAAGUUUUCCUUGCUCGUAAAUACCCAAUACAAACUAGAGCCUGUUGA